This is a messenger RNA of Paramuricea clavata, 1851 nucleotides long. Lineage: Eukaryota; Metazoa; Cnidaria; Anthozoa; Malacalcyonacea; Plexauridae. The record is from the annotation of a GenBank genome assembly.
UAAAAAGUUUGCAUGCCAUGCCGACGGUAAAGGUGUUGCUCUUCCAUAUGCUUAUCCUGUCAAAUGUGUCGUAGAAAAUCGUGAAUUUUCAAAUAUAUCGGCUUUGCAAUUGAGCAUAAUGUCCGACCAAGUUAAACACAUUCUAACUCUAGGUGACUAUGAUAAUUCAAAUUCACCUAAUUCGAAUUCAUUCCAAGAGGGCGCGAUUCUAGAAAUUACUGGUGUGGAUACCAAAGGAAAGAGUAUUCAUUGUAGAGAUGUUUCAACAACGAAAGAGAUAAAGUUCCAUUGCGAUUGCACGGUAAUGUUUUGUCCCUUGAGCGAUUGUAAUCAAUAUACAUUGGCGGAAGUGGUAGAAAAAUUCGAGGUACCGGUCAAAGUAAGGUUUCUACGACAAUUAUCCGAGGCGACUAUAGAUCCUAACUUGUCCAGUUUUGUUUCAAAUUUAAAGGAAGUAAGUAUUGUAGACGUAAUUGAACAGACGGUCGUUGUUAUGACUGCUCUUGGCGAAAACUCGACGGAUGGUUGUUUAGAGAUAACAAAAGAUACACCAGUUUAUGUCAGAGUCGCGCAGGAAUUCUUGGAAAACGAAGUCAUAUAUGUCCGAAUGGUCAAAACCCUAGAUAGGCUGUUUAAGUCGAGCUCUGGAGAUUAUGAGAACGUCGCUAGUGUAACAACACGAUACGAUUACGAUGUGAACAACGAAGACUCGCAAUUUCGAUGCAGGGCGUUUGCGUAUCAACGACCUCCAGCAGCCCGUUAUCAAAAGUUCGAGUCAAGCGGACUUAAGACGAUUUCGAAAGCAAACACGGCUUUAAUACACAGUCUGGAAAACGCACAACCGAUACAAGGUCGGCACAAAAGUUCUGAUGAGGAAUCUGCCUAUUUGGAAACUAAAGAUUUAUGGCCUAUGAUAAAACCUCGAAAAUCGAACAGCGAGAUUAACUAUAACCGGAAUGACAGCGACAAGACGGUUCUACCGGCUCAUGACGAGGAACUUAUCUAUGUAGAAGUGACUGAUCCAAAACCUGAAAAAACACUUCGAAAAUCGAACAGCGAGAUUAACUACACGGGCAGCAACGCCCAAACAGGCUGCAUUCCUAACAGAACUGGCAACAAGAAGACUCGGCCGGUUCCUGCAAAAGGUGUAAGAACACUCCGAAAGUCGGAAAGCGACAUCACUUGCAACCGUACUGGCAAUAACGGACUGAUUCCCAGCCAAACAGAAGAUGGGAAAGCUCUACCAGAUACUUCCAACCCUAAACCACUUUUCGUAAGCAAAGAGAACCUCUUAAAUGAAAUAGAAAAGAGGAAAAUGCAUCGAAAAGAAAACAAAAAUGAUCAAGGUGAAGCCGAUACGCCACGAACAACGAGGAACAUCAUCCCGGAGAAAAAACUACCUAGUAAAGUUUUAAGCACGCCAAAAACUGAUAAAUUGAACGAAUUAGCAUCACUUCAAACAAAAAGGUUGAACAAUGACCAUCAAAACUCGGCCGAUGAAAUAUAUUACGAACCGACAACAGUACGAAAUUCCGAUUCUGUUCUAAGUAUGUCGCCCGACUGUUUUCUAAGUUUGUCGCCAGUGAAAACCAGUACAUUGCCAAAAAACUUAUCCGGAUUAAGCGUUAAUGAUGUCACGAAGAUACUGUGCGUGUUAGAUUUGGAGAGAUAUGCCGGUAUUUUUGAAGAAGAAUUAAUUGAUGGUGCUAUGUUGGAAAGUAUGGAUGAGGAGAUUUUAAAAUCGAUUGGAAUGAAUCCAUUUCAUGUUAAACGAAUGAUAAGAUUUAUUAAUGGAUGGAGACCUAAUAUAUAUUGAACCAGUAGUGGCUGUCACUGGACCGGAGAGGGGGG